UGGAAAUAUUGGUCAAGGAAUACAUCGGAGAAGUUGUAAACGCUCGCGGCGUCAGUUAUCAAACGUAUGCACGUGCCUUCAUCUGACUCAUAGGAACAAAUACAGGUUUGGUAGGUGAUAGUCAUGCAGGCUCACGAGCUGUUGAAACAGCUGAGGGUCCCAGAUAUGAACGAGGUGAGGGACUACCUCCGCACUUUCUCCACCAACACGCUCAUCGGCAUGGGCGCGUUCACGGCCAUCACAGCUUACUGGUACGCCACGAGACCCAAAGCCCUGAAACCACCCUGUGACCUCCAGAUGCAGUCACAGGAGCUGCCGGGUGGAGAGUUUGCUCGGCGGGCAACGAUAUUAAACGGAGGCCCGCUGUUGAGCUAUUUCUACGACGAUGCCAAGACGAUGUACGAGUUCUUCCUCCGUGGCCAGAGGAUAUCGAAUGAUGGCCCCUGCCUGGGAUCCAGAAAACCAAAGCAGCCCUAUGAAUGGCUUUCUUAUUCAACGGUGAUCGAGCGUGCAGAGCAUUUGGGAUCAGCAUUUCUUCAGAAAGGACACUCCAAAAACGGAAACCCUUACAUCGGCAUCUUCUCUCAGAACAGACCAGAGUGGACAAUUUCCGAGCUGGCCUGCUACACCUACUCUCUCAUCUCCGUUCCUCUAUAUGAUACAUUGGGCACAGAGGCGAUCGUUUACAUCAUUGACAAAACUUGUAUAAAUACGGUGGUAUGUGAUGUUCCCGAGAAAGCCAGGCUGCUGUUGGACAGCGUGUCCGGCCAUCAGCACUCGGUCAAAACUCUGAUUCUCAUCGAGGAUUUUGAUUCGGAGUUGGUGAGCCGAGCACAGCAGUGCGGCAUUGAAAUCAUCAGUCUGAGAGACGCAGAGAAUAUUGGCAAGGCUCAUCGACAGAAGCCUGCGCCUCCCAAGCCUGAUGAUUUAGCUAUAAUCUGUUUUACAAGUGGAACUACAGGAAACCCUAAAGGGGCGAUGCUAACCCACAAAAACAUUGUGUCCAAUACUUCUGCUUUCGUCAAGGUCACACAGAUUCACUGCCCGCUCGGGCCCGAUGAUGCCCACAUUUCAUACCUGCCCCUGGCUCACAUGUUUGAGAGAGUCGUAGAGGGUGUAGCCCUAAUGCACGGCGCUCGUAUUGGAUACUUUCAGGGUGACAUUAGGGCUUUAAUGGAUGACCUCCAAACCUUGAAGCCCACCAUUUUCCCAGUGGUUCCUCGUUUACUGAAUCGCAUGUUUGAUAGGAUCUAUGGGCAGGCCAACUCUCCUCUGAAACGACGCAUUCUGGAGUUUGCAUUCAGAAGGAAAGAGGCCGAAAUGAAGAGUGGACUUAUGAGAAGAGACAGUCUUUGGGAUAAGAUCAUCUUUAAGAAAGUCCAGGCCAGUGUUGGUGGUCACGUUAGAAUGAUGGUGACUGGAGCUGCACCUAUUUCACCCCAGGUCCUCACCUUCCUCCGAGCUGCGCUGGGUUGCCAGUUUUAUGAAGGUUAUGGACAGACUGAAUGCACUGCCGGCAGCACAACUACAAUGCCAGGGGACUGGACAGCAGGUCAUGUUGGUGCUCCUCUACCCUGUAAUGACAUAAAACUGGUGGAUGUGGCCGAGAUGAAUUAUUAUGCCAGUAAUGGCGAGGGAGAGGUAUGUGUAAGGGGUCCGAAUGUUUUUCUGGGAUAUUUGAAAGAUCCAGAAAAAACUAAAGAGACUCUUGAUGAAGACGGCUGGGUUCACACAGGAGACAUUGGCAGGUGGCAGGCGAAUGGCACUUUGAAGCUUGUGGACCGUAAGAAGCACAUUUUUAAACUGGCUCAGGGAGAAUAUAUCGCUCCGGAGAAGAUUGAGAAUAUUUAUAUCAGGAGUGAAGCCGUAGUCCAGGCAUUUGUACAUGGAGACAGUCUGCAGGCGUGUCUGGUUGCCAUCAUAGUUCCUGAUCCAGACUUUCUGCCCGGUUGGGCCAAGAAGAGAGGCGUAGAGGGCUCAUAUGAAGAAUUGUGCAGAAAUAAGGAUAUAAAGAAAGCUAUUCUGGAGGACAUUGUGAAAUUGGGUAAAGAAAGUGGCCUUAAGUCUUUUGAACAGGUGAAGGACAUCGCUAUUCACACAGAGAUGUUCACAGUUCAGAAUGGCCUCCUGACACCCACCCUUAAAGCAAAGCGUGCUGAACUCAGGAAUUAUUUCAGGAAACAGAUCGAUGAGCUUUACUCCACCAUUCAAAUGUAAUACCGAAUUAACAAAACUGGGUUUUUUGACUGAACUUUAGCUAAUAGAACUGAUACAAAACCGUCUCUCACAGACUUUGUAAGUUUAGUCUACACAUUGACUUUAUUUCUAAAUAAGAUGAUAUGAACUUAGUCACUUCAAGAGGUUCAUCCCUUGGGUUUAAUCUUUGACCGUUAAACAGAUGGAAUGUGCCAAGCCAAAACUCAACAACAUCAUGUUGUUAUUAUUAAGAUGGAUAAAGCUGAUAUUCAAUAAUUGGACAUUAUUGAUAGAAACAGUUAUGGUCUCAUUGUGUAUGUGUGCACAUUUUAUAUUAUCUCAGGGAAAAACAUGUGCCUUAUUUAUGGACAUCAACUGUUUUUGAGUUUUAUUCGUGAGAGAGGAAAACGGCAUACAUGCAACAUUUCACCCAUCAAAGCCAAAAACAUUACCUCUUGAUCAAUGUGAAUGGCAAAAUGCACACAAGUUUUAAUUUUCUCGUAGUUUGUCUUGGACAUUUCAUUAUGAGAAGCUAAUGAAAUUGUGUUUUUCUUUGUUAAAAACAGCAAUUGUUGAGUUCAAACACAGCCUAGUAAACCUGUCUUGAGCUAUGUGUGUAUUUAAUCAGUUGUUCAUGAAGUAUUUAUAUAAACAACCUUUACAGUUGCAUUUAAGUAAAAAGUGCUUAAUUUAUAACACCCUAUCAAUCAUUUGUCACAAAAGUGCAUAUUUAUGUAAAAGCUUUAAUGGAAGAGGAUUUUAUGUGUUUUUAAAUUUUAAAGUAUGCGUGUUAUUAUUUUGCUGCUUUUGUCAACGUCAAAAAAUACAGGUGCAUUUCAAACAUGUCCAUAUAUUUCACUUAUGGUUGCUGCUUCAUUCAUUCACUGUAAUGUUAUGUUUAUGAAAUGCAAAAGUUUUUAUUGAUGUCUGUUUCAUUUAAGCUUUGUCAUUUCUGUUAAGUAAUCUGAAGCCAAAUCAGUUUUUACAAAUAUGUGUGGCCUAAAAUGUUUGCUCACUGAGAUACAUAUCAAUGAAAAUACUCUAAUGCCUAAAUGUUGCAUGUCACAUUCAGAAAUGCGUAUUUUACAUCUAAAUGUAAAUGUUUCAUUUAAGAGAUGUAAAUGAUUGAUAUUAAAUACAACUUGAUUAAUGAA
Messenger RNA from Paramisgurnus dabryanus, 3350 nucleotides. The record is from RefSeq and is a predicted model, not a curated record. Lineage: Eukaryota; Metazoa; Chordata; Actinopteri; Cypriniformes; Cobitidae.